CCCAUUUGUUUACCUAACAAGGUCGAGCCGCAACAUCUGCAAGUAACUGGUGACGUUAUGCGAAGUUCUUAGCACAUGGUUAAUUUUCAAUAUUAAGAUCACCAUUGUUUUAUAUCAAAUUACUUUAAUUGGCUAAUAAAUGUAAGUAUUUUUAACAAAGUUCAUAAAAACAUAACUUAGAAAGUUUAAAUUCACAAAAAUUUCCAAAAAUAAUGAUUCUAUACCACAUAUUUAUUUUCAAAAAGAAGAGUACUUCGAUCACACAACAGCUGCAAUGGUGGGUAGCGGUGCCCAUUUGAUACUUUUGUGUAUUCAUAACUGGUUUUGAAAUAGUAUUGAAAGGUUCAAACGAAAAAUGGAUUGAAAAUAUAAUAAAGUAAAAGUUGAGUUUGUGGCACUUGAUUUGAUGAAAUGAUAGCGUGACAGAUUUCUGACACGAUUUCUGGUUAAGUUUCAGUACUGGGUUCGUUUCAGCUCAGAGGUCCAAAACAGCAUAUUACAUCUCUGAAGCUGAAUGUUUUUAGUUAUGAAGCUACAUGUAUCAUGCUCACCAUUUACAUAUGCGUACCGUACUCACCAUAUGCAUAUUUGUACUCCCCUCAACAUGUACAUAUAUAUACACCCAACUCAACAUGUACACAUGUGUACCGUAGGCAUCCUAUGCAUACAUGAAACAAACUCUUCAUGUAUACAUGUGUAGCAUUUCCGUCAUGUACACAUGUGUACAGUGUGUGUAGCAGUUCCGAAUCAUGAGCAGUUCCAGAUCACUUCAAUUUUAUUCUUCACACGUUGCCAAUAAAAUUAAAUGUUUUGUCUCUAGAAUGUCCCUUAGUUAAAGCAAUAAUUUCACAAAAUUUUUAGAAGUUGAGUGUCAUGUUGUUCUUCAAAGAAUGUUGAAAAAAGUGAUCCUGAACUACUUUAAUGACUAUGUUUGGAAAUGACCUCGUAAAAAAAUGAAGGCUUUCUUAUUUUCAAUUUUUUUUUUUGCAGAUUGAAAUUAACUGUCAUGAAUAUUUUUUGAAAUGUUUAUUUUAUAUUUUUCAUAAUUCUGCAUUUUUUUCUUCUGACUGACCUUUAAUUGCAGAUUUUCAAUGAAAAUCAGUAUGUACCCCGUGGCCAAACUAGUAAUCAUAGAAAUGAAAUCAUACCUUUUAUUUUUACAUCUUGUCAUAUGAACACUAAACCCCAAAGGACACAAUUCUGAUUGAUAUAUUGAACGUUUUAUGUUGGGUGAUUCGGAACUGCUACACACUGUACCCUACUCGCAAUGUACAUAUAUGUACCCUACUCACAAGCACCAGUGUCAAUGGACAGGAUACCAGUGCCAAAUGACAAGUAACCACUGUCGAAUGACAAAUUAUCACUGCCGAAUUAAAAGAAACCACUGUCGAAUGCCAGUUAACCAGUGUCAAAUGACAAGAUACCACUGCCGAAUGACAAGUAAUCACUGUCAAUGCCAGUAAACCUGUGUCAAAUGACAAGAUACCACUGCCGAAUGUCAGACAGCAAUAUAUUGUAAAGUGCACGUAUAACACAUAGAAAAAACAUCAAACCACAUAAGAAUGAAUAGGUAUCAAAUAAAUACUGUGAAAUGAGAACAUCUGAAUUAAAGGUAACCACAGCAAAAUGUCAUUUGACUACUUCAGACCGAAAAUAAACCAUCAACAUUUAUGGACAUGUACGUAUUAUUUAUUUCUGAUUUACAGCAAAUGGUUUUCUUGUAGAAUCCUUUGACACUAUAAUUAAUCUUUGCCAACUAACUUCGGGUUGAAGACUCAUGUUUUUUUUGAAACGUGUAUGUGUGACACAGCCGAUUGUUUUCGUGCACCCUCACUCAAUCUUUGUCAGCAUGUGAUAUGGUGCUCCUGGUGCUUUAAUUAAAGUUUCACACAUCCACACAGAGUUAUGGCCCUUGACAUAGUCAAAACUAUGCAUUAUAACGGCUUAAAAGUUUUUGUCGCAAAUAUCUCAAAGUUUUUGAUCUAGGAUUAUGAAAGAUUAUAGGUAUAUUAUUCAGAAUGUGUUGUGGCCCCCUGUGGUUUUGUUUGAGAUUUUACUCAGCCAGACCAGAGUUAUGGCCCUUGAUUUAGUCAAAAAUAUGCAUAAAGGGGGAUUCAAGUCAUUAAACACUACAGGAUUGUUAUAUAGAAUGUGAAGUUGUAAAGCUGGUGUUAUGUUUGAGAUUUCACUCAGCCAGAUUAGACUACUAAGUCAAAAAUACACAUUAAGUGCUUAAAAGUUUGAAUUGCAUAUAUCUUAAGGGAUAACUUAGGAGUACCUAGACGUCUAAUGAUUUAUUUUCCGCGCUUAAUUUCCAAUACAGUGUUUGUGAAUUAAAUGUGACACCAUUCCGCUAUAUCAUUUAGACCAUAUAUUCUCGGCACCUGUAUGGCGCUAAAUGGUACGUCAGAUCUUCCGUGUUUUAACGGAAACGUACAUAGACUUUUCAUGUUAGAAUUGUAAAUAUUUUAUAAUAAUUCUCCAAAAAGUUAACAUCGGAAAAUGUUAACUUCCCAUAUUAUUUCAAAUCGGAUAAUUCCAUUUUCUGUAAUAAACCUUUAAGUUCUUCAUUUUCAGGUUUUGAUGUUAUACUUCAGAAUUUAUCCAUAGUAAUAAUAGUAAGAAACCAAAGACAGACGAACAAGACUUAAAACCAUACGGAAAUAGUAAGACUUCGAGAAGUGUUGAAACAUUACAUGAGACAAGAACACAUUUCUGUAUCUGUUGCCAAAAUCAUUUUCGAAACAAGAUGAACUGAACUUUUACAGUUACAAAGAUAAAAACAGCGGUACUAAGCACCAAGCUGUAAGAAAAUUACAACUGAGCAAAUAAUGUUUAGGCGAAUUCAGUUCUUUCUGUGCAAGACUUUUGUCAACAGAUCAUCACCAAAAAGACAAAAGAUAAAUACCAGGUGAAACAACCUAUGGUUUGUCCGUUCGAUUUUUUUUAUUUGGGUUUUACGGCGCACCAACACAGCAGUUCACACGAUGAAAAAGAAAACGAAAGCAGGGAAAGUUAGUUGUUCCUUUUGCGAAAGGAAAUAUUCGACAAAAUUGGAAUUGUCUCAGCACAAGAGAGACAAGCAUAAAAUUGUACAGUGUACCUUCUGUGACAGCCACUUUUCGAAACAACAUGCGGUAUUGCAACACCAAAAAGAUAAACACACAGGGCCCAGUCAUUCUACCACAAUAUAUGCCAGAACAAAUAAUUCGAAGAAAAAGUAUUGUUCCUCAUGUGCCAGAUCCUUUACCACUGCUACUGCACUUUUACAACACAAACAAGACACACAUGAUACAACCAAAUCCACCACCAGCCAUAGUGCGCACUUUACAGAAAGGUUGCACAAACCAUCCUGCAAAAAUGUCAAAUGUGAAAUAUGCUUAAGCCGUUUCUCAACGACAAGUGCGUUGUGUCAGCACAUGGAGGAUAAGCACCAAAGAAAGCAGAAUAAUGGUCUUUUGCGCUGCACAAAUGUGAAAGAGGAAGCUACAAGCAGAAAAUACAAAUGUCCUAAGUGCGCAAAAAGUUUUUCGACAAAUGAUGCAAUGUCCCAGCAUCAAAGAGACACACACCGACCAGUACCAAAUAAUCCACAAUCCAGAAAACGUAGCCAUCACUUAGCAAUCGGUAUUAAGAAAGAAGAUGAGCCUACGAAGCAACAAAUGGCUGGUCCUUUGCACAAGAAAAGGAGGAGGACUGUCGAAGAGAUAUACGCCAAAGAAGUAAAUAUAGACAAAACUGAAAAGAAGAAAUCUGUCGAACAUGUAAAUGACAUACUUACCAAGAUAAUGGCUCAUGUGCACCGGCAACAGGGAGGUGAUAUAUAUUGUCCCAACUAUGUGAAGGCUGGCAGUUUUCCGGUUAACACAAAAAUUGGAAAGGCAGACGAAUUUGAUAUCAACGUUUGCUUAAAAUUAGGACAAAAGGAUGUAAAGGUCAGCAGUGUUAGAAAGAUAAAUUACUCCUACUCCCAGAAUAAACAUGCAACAAACAUGAACAUAAAUUGUGAGCCGGCUAUUACAAAGACACGGGUCAAGCCCCCAGAUGGUUAUGUUGUAGUGUCUGUUGACGCAGGUAUUAUUCCUGAAGGCCUUAGAUACGGGGAAGAUCUAGUUCCACGGAAGAUGAAAUAUGACCUGCAUCAGAAAAUAAGCACUGCAAUAACCAAAUUAGAUUUGAAUCCUUCAGGUGUCCAUCUCAGCAAGAUGACGCAUGGACCAGCUUUAACCAUGACCAUUCUCCCAAACAAGCACUCCGGUGUUCAGUACAAUAUCAGUAUUGACAUAACAAUAUCACUUCCAUGUGAUAUACCUAUAAUGGAGUGGCCGCGCAAGGAAACCAAGAAAGCUUUCUGUGAAAAACUUAUAAUUGAUGUAAAGGAAACUGGGACACACCUAGUACCAAAGAAGGAUGAAUUCUGGGCAAUUUCAUACUCCAACGCUGAACGAGCACUUUUCUCCAGACUUGAUGAGGGUAACGGCUGCAGAAAAUUUGUCUACAAAAUGUUAAAGAAGUACAUGCAAAUUUGUAAAUCUGGUUCUAAAAACGGCUUGCCAGGGUUGUCUUCACAUGUUUUAAAAACGCAGAUAUUGUGGUCCUGUGAGAAACAUACCUCGUCCGGGUACUGGCACAACAGUAACAGUAGCCAAUGUCUCAUCGAUGUUACAGCCGAUCUUGUGAAAACACUGAAGGAUGGACAUUUAUUCGAUUACUUUGACACAAGAGUUGAUGUACUGCAAAGUAAGGAUUCUGCAGUUUGCUUAGAACUGGCAAACUUUCUGCUUGAUAAAAAAUAUUAGUGUGAACAGAACAAAAAUUCGUAAAUUACGAGGGGCGUUCAAUAUGUAAUGUUAUUCCGUAUGUAGUUCCGUAACCGCUGGUUAUUUUUAGAUGCGGUUUUCGGCCCAUUAUAGAGCAAUGUAUUGUAUAAAUUAUAAAAAUCGGCAGGUUCAAAGUAAAAUUAUAAUCAUUUUAGUGAGGUGUACUCAGGUAUACUGGACCAUAAUUAUAAUUUAGGUUUGUCCUAGGCAUCCAGAGUCUCACUCAAAUGAUUAUAUUUUUACUUUGAAUCUACCGAUUUUUAUAACUUAUAUAGCAUUGUGUUGCCAAUAAAUUGCUCUAUAAUGUGCCGAA
Molecule: messenger RNA, 5133 nt
Organism: Mercenaria mercenaria
Lineage: Eukaryota; Metazoa; Mollusca; Bivalvia; Venerida; Veneridae
Exons: 4
Coding region: 2988-4799 (603 amino acids)
Source: RefSeq, a predicted model, not a curated record